Molecule: messenger RNA, 699 nt
Organism: Aureococcus anophagefferens
Lineage: Eukaryota; Pelagophyceae; Pelagomonadales; Pelagomonadaceae
Exons: 1
Molecular function (GO): protein binding
Source: RefSeq, a predicted model, not a curated record
AUGGCGUCCCUGGCCGUGUCCGCGGACGCGUCGGGCGGCCUGCCGCGCAUGACGAAGGAGCUGCUCCUCGCGUCGUGCCUCGAGAACGACGGCUACGAGACGCCGGAGCUCAACGACAACCUCUACCUCCACUUCAAGGGGUUCCAGCGCAUCGAGAACCUCGAGCCCUACACGGGGCUCAAGGGCCUCUGGCUCGAGGCCAACGGCCUCUGCCGGGUCGAGGGCCUCGGCCACCUGGGCGAGCUCCGGUGCCUCUUCCUGGGCCGGAACCUGCUCCGGACGGUGCACGGCCUCGACGGCCUCCGCAACCUCGUCACGCUGGACCUCAGCGAGAACCGCAUCGCCGUCCUGUCCCACCUCGGCGCCGCGACGCCGAGGCUCGAGACGCUCAACGUGAACAAGAACGAGCUCGCGGACGCGGCGGCGAUCGGCGAGCUCGCGCGCCUCGGCGAGCUCAAGAACCUCCAGAUCGAACAGAACGCCCUCGCCGGCGACGACGUCAUCGCCGCCCUCGCCGCGGCGCCGAAGCUCUGCGGCGUCAACGUCAGCGGCAACCCCUGCGUCUCCGCCACGCCGCAGUUCCGGAAGCGGUGCCUCCUCGCGAUGCCGCUCCUCGCGUACCUCGACCGCCCCGUCUUCGAGGGCGAGCGCGAGGCCGCCGCGGCCUGGGCCGAGGGCGGCCACGAGGCCGAGCAGCGC